ACUGGUUGUCCUUCUUUGCACCGUCUCAUGGAGCCAUUGCUUGGCGAUGUCAAGGGCGACAAGACUGGCAUGUGCUUCUUCAUGCUGGGUGCUUCGACGACCAUUGCCUGGGAUAGCAUCUACCUUUCGGUGGCCUACUUUCAGCAGAUCCUCGGGGUGCGGGUGCUUUCAAUUCUGUCCUUGUGCUUUAGCCUGCCGCUGUUCCUGGCGAUGCUGCUGUGCCUCUGCCUGAAGAAACAGCCGUCGAUCCGCGCGAUGAUAUGGAGUUGCUGGCUUUGCCUCCUGUACAUGCUGGGCUUGUGCAUCUUCCUGUUGGUUGUGGCAUCUCUGGGCCUGGAGCCUUCGGGUUUGGGGAUCUCCGUGCUGGUGGCCGCGUGCGGACUCAGCAGUGGCAUCAUGCAGAGCAUGGUGGCCUCACUGAGUGGCAUCUUCUCCGAGUCUUUCCCUCAGAGCGAUGCCAGUGCAUGGGCUCUGAAAGGUGCAGGAGGAGCCAUUCUCCUUCCCAUGGCGGUGCAGAUGGCAUCUAUGCCCCUGGUCGCUGGGGGCAACGCCAGCAUUGGUCAGUCCACAGUCAUCGUCUUUCUUCUGGCGGCGAGUCUUCUGGCAUCCGCCCUGGCAUGCCUGCAGAGGCUUUCUCAGAGCUCCGUUUGGGCGGCUGACCCGCCCUGUCCUGUGUAUACCAUCGGAACCGAGCCCUCCGUCGCAUUGCAGCGCUGGGCCACCGUGAGGUGGUGUGCUCUGGCUCAGGUGGUCAGUGUGUCGGUCACUAGCUUCCUGCUGGCGCUCUCCCCUCACAUCACCGCAAGGUUUGGAGGGCAGCGGUUUCUGGCGACGGUUCUGAUUUCAACGCACACUAUCGCCAACUUCGGGGGUCGUGUUGCGAUUGGAGGGCGGUGGGCCUUGCGCCCCCCGUCUGGCACGUUGCUGGUCGCGCUGGUUCUGGGCCGAUUGCUCUUUGUCCCGCUGGUCAUGGGCUAUGCGCAGGGUGUGCAGCCAGAUCCCUUCAACCUCAGCAUCAUCGCAACCUAUUUCAUGAUGUCCUUCUCAGGGGGAGCCGCCGCCAUGCUGGUGUCACAGAGGGCCCAGUCCUUGUGUGAUCACGGCGAGCUGCCCUGCCCCAUCGUGGCACAGAUUACCUGGCUUGCUCUGCAGCUGGGGGGCCUGGUGGGCGCGGCAGCCUCCUUCGUGCAGUGAGAACUUGGGUAGACUUAGGAUACAUUUCACAUUUUACCAGUGACUUAAAGUGAAGCAAACAAUAAAAUAUACAUUCUAUAACUGGGC
Molecule: messenger RNA, 1281 nt
Organism: Effrenium voratum
Lineage: Eukaryota; Dinophyceae; Suessiales; Symbiodiniaceae
Source: the annotation of a GenBank genome assembly